Molecule: messenger RNA, 1391 nt
Organism: Rubroshorea leprosula
Lineage: Eukaryota; Viridiplantae; Streptophyta; Magnoliopsida; Malvales; Dipterocarpaceae
Source: the annotation of a GenBank genome assembly
GAUCGCCUCGAACGCACCGAGAAAUUGCCGACACCCGAGUACGUCUUCGCCGACCUUAUCAAAACCUACGGCGUUGCUAACAAGAAACGAACUUGGUCUUAAGUUGGUGCCGGAAAUUCUGUUGCAGAGUCAAGCUAUGAAUAUAAGGGUUGAAGAAUCGAGAUUUAAGAUAUUAGUUUGUGCUCUUUGUAGAUUAAAUAAGGUUGCAUAUGCUAUUGAGAUACCGAAUUGCAUGAUAAAAGAUGGGUUUUCCAUUGAUGAUGAAAUUUGUUCAUGCAUACUGUCAUCAGUUUGUGUGCAGAGAGAUUUGGGUAAUUUAGAUAUCAUGGGUUUUUGAGAGGAACUGAGAAAGCUUGGGUUUUGUCCUAGUAUGGGUGAUUAUGUUAAUGUGAUGAGGUUCUUGUCGAAAGGAAGCAGGGGAAUGGAUACUUUGGAUGUUCUAAAUCAAAUGAAAUCUGGUGGAGUUAAGCCUGACACUGUCUGCUACAAUAUAAUUUUAGGUGGUGUUAUUGGAGAAGGGAAUUUCGAGGCGGCAGAUGAUGUGUUUGAUGAAUUGCUUGUGUUGGGUUUGGUUCCGGAUGUCCAUACUUACAAUGCCUAUAUAGAUGUUUUAUGCAAACGAAAUAAUAUUGAAUAGGGAAUCAAGUUGAUCACUUGUAUGGAGAAGUCGGGGUGCAAACCUAAUGUGAUCACUUAUAAUGUGUCGUUGGAGGCAUUGUGUAAGGUUGGUGAGAUGAGUAAAAUGAGAGAGCUUGUGGAGGAGAUGAAAGUUAAGGGAAUUAAGCCAAAUUUGCCGACAUAUAAGGUAACAAUUGAUGCUCUGGCUAGUAAAGGUGAAAUUUUUGAAGCUUGUGCAUUGAUGGAGGAAGUUUUGGAUAAGUUCUUUUGCCGACAAUGUUUCACACUAGAUAACAUAAUUUCUGGUUUGUGCCAAGGAGGGUUAGUUGGUAAAGCACUGGAAUUACUCAAUAAAAUGGCUGACAAGAGAGUUUCUCCUGGUGCUGGUGUUUAGAAUGCACUUCUCAGCACCGGAUACAAACUUGAUUUUGAUGAGACCACAUUCAUUGAUUUGACUUUGUGCUGGAGAGUCAUGGAUUCGGGUUGAGACAGAGAUUCUGAACCCUGUGAUUCCUGUAUCUAUAACAUGAUUGCCAUGGGUUAUGCUUUGUAUCAUGUUCGAGAUCGUAGGCUACUGACUUUGGUGAUUUUGGUUGAUUAUUGAUGGGUUUGAUGGAUUCGUUCUAGGGUUUCUCAGAAAAGGGCGAAUGAGAUCGAAAUUUGGGGAUUUUGAUGUUUGCACAGUGCCGGCAAAGAAUUUAAAGGGGAUCUGAUGUGGCAUUGUGGGGCCCACAGAGUCCAGGUGUUAAAAAAAAUAAAAAAGGGGUUAAAUG